Molecule: messenger RNA, 1544 nt
Organism: Lolium rigidum
Lineage: Eukaryota; Viridiplantae; Streptophyta; Magnoliopsida; Poales; Poaceae
Product: GPI mannosyltransferase 1-like
Exons: 4
Coding region: 1-1335 (444 amino acids)
Biological process (GO): GPI anchor biosynthetic process
Cellular component (GO): glycosylphosphatidylinositol-mannosyltransferase I complex; membrane
Molecular function (GO): alpha-1,4-mannosyltransferase activity; GPI mannosyltransferase activity
Source: RefSeq, a predicted model, not a curated record
AUGGCCGCGACGACGGCAACUCUCCGGUGGCGGGUGAUGGCGGCGUCGGCGGCGCUGCGGGUGGCGCUGGUGGCGUACGGGGAGUGGCAGGAUGCCCACCUGGAGGUGCGGUACACGGACGUGGACUACCUCGUCUUCUCCGACGCGGCGGCCUCCGUCGCCGCCGGGGGUUCCCCGUUCGCGCGCGCCACCUACCGCUACUCUCCGCUCCUCGCCUUCCUCCUCCUCCCCAACUCGCUCCUCCACCCCGCCUGGGGCAAGCUCAUCUUCUCCGCCGCAGAUUUGCUCGUUGGGUUGUUCAUCGACACCAUUCUGAGAUUACGGGGGGUCCCGGAGAAGACGCGGAUCUGGUCCGUGGUGGCCUGGCUGUUCAACCCCUUCACGUUCACCAUUGGCACCAGGGGGAACUGCGAGCCCAUAGUCUGCGCCGCUGUGCUCUGGGUCCUCGUAUGCUUGAUGAAGGGUAGAGUCCUGCAGGCAGCAUUCUGGUAUGGGCUGAUUGUGCAUUUCAGAAUAUACCCAAUUAUAUAUGCUGUACCCUUCAUUAUAGUUCUUGGCAAGAAUUAUGCUGGUCCUGCUGAUAGGCCUAUCCUAACAGAGUGGAGUUCCAAACAACAGUUACAAAGUGACAAAACCAGUGAGAAUGUGGAAGAACCAACAUCGCUCUUGGCCAGUCUAUGGAUAUUUCUUAGUAGCCUCAUAACAAGAAACACUAUACUGUUUGGGUUAUUCUCAGGAUCUAUGUUCUUUGCUUGGACCGGUGUUUUUUUCUACCUCUAUGGCUGGGACUUUCUAAAUGAAGCAUUACUUUACCAUCUUACGCGGACUGAUCCAAGACAUAAUUUCUCGAUAUAUUUCUAUCACAUAUAUCUGCACCAUCAGCAAGGGUUCUCGAGCAUACAGAAGCUUGCUUCAUUUCUGCCGCAGCUGAUCGUGCAAUUGGCACUCAUCUUGCGGUUUUCUAGGGAUCUUCCAUUCUGCCUGUUUCUCCAAACAGUUGCAUUUGUUGCUUUCAACAAGGUGAUGACGGCGCAGUACUUUGUGUGGUUCUUCUGCCUUCUGCCCCUCAUUCUCCCCUGGACAAGGAUGAAGCUGAGGUGGAAGGGCCUGGCCUGCAUGCUGGUGUGGAUGGGGUCCCAGCUGCACUGGCUCAUGUGGGCUUACCUGCUCGAAUUCAAGGGCCGAAACGUCUUCGUGCAGCUCUGGGUCGCAGGCCUCGUUUUCCUGGCUGCAAACACCUUCGUCAUGAUCAUGGUGAUCAGGCACCACAAGUACACCCAGCUCUUCUCGGUGUCGGCAAAGUCUGGGAGCAAGGUUGCUGCCAAAAAGGAAUAGCUAUGUGGCUAUAUACUAGUUUCUUUCUUCUCUCUUUGUCGUCAGAUGAUGUGUUGCCUUGUUAGAACAUCGCUCCUGAUAGUUUGAUGUACCUGAUCUUCCUUGAGUUGUAUCCUGUAACUUUGAUUGUAGGGCAUAUAAAUGACAAGCUUGCAAUUGGAAUUUUGAUUGGAAUUUUAGGAUAUAAACUGGCAAAUUUGUACUGUAAA